Molecule: messenger RNA, 470 nt
Organism: Aspergillus campestris IBT 28561
Lineage: Eukaryota; Fungi; Ascomycota; Eurotiomycetes; Eurotiales; Aspergillaceae
Exons: 2
Coding region: 24-470 (148 amino acids)
Source: RefSeq, a predicted model, not a curated record
CUGACCCCCAUUCCUGUUACAAUAUGGAUCUCGGCGCGCCCGCCGAAACCCAGGUCAACAGCCCCUCGCCUAUUCCGCUGACACUCAACAUCGCCCCCGAGCCAGAUCAAACGAGCGUCGAGACCUGGGAUAUACCGCGGACGGUACGCCUCGACCGAAUCAGACUAGUUGUACAUUCGACGACAAAGAUCAGUCCCCCGUGGGACAGUCUCUCCGGGGUCCACCAUGACGCACACUCGAUAAAACAAGACCUUCAGCUUCAAGACAUAUUUCGGGUUUUGGAGACACCGAUCGCUAUCGGAGAGAUGCUUCACCUUGUCCUUUUACCCGACUACGUUAAUGUGAUGGGACGACGGAAUAUUUUCUCUGCGCACAGCCAUAGCAUGUCGUGGGAGCUGUCGCUCACCGUGGUGGGCAACGCCCAAACUGUGGAUGUGAGCACAGCGGUGGAAUUACUGCCAGAAUGCUGA